AUGCUGAACAUGGUGGUGAAGCUAAUGAUCCUGUUCCUUCUUUGUCACCCUGCAUCUGCAGUGAGCAAUAUUCUGAAGUAUUUUGUCACUGGAGGCUCUGGACACCCAAACAUCUCAGAAUUCAUGUAUGUUGGAGUGCUUGAUGGCAUAGAAGUGGUUUAUUGUGAUGCCAGCAAGAAAAUAUUGGAACCAAGACAGGAUUGGGUGAAAAAAUUAUUUGAUGACAAACCUGAUAUCUUUGAGGGGUUCACCCAAGGCUGUUUUGAGGCCCACUGUAUAAUUGGUAAUGAAUGGAAUAAAAACUCUGGCGAGGUGACAGGCUUUUUACACUUCGGUUAUGACAGAGAAGGCAUCUUCGAUUUUGAUCUAAAUACAAAGACAUGGAUCCCACUGAAACCAGAGCUUUACAGUGCAAAACCGAUGAUGGGUGGUGACAGAAUUACAUACACAGAAGCCCUCCUCCGUAUCGCAAUACCAUACGAAUUGACGUUGUUUUUGGACUAUGGGAGCAGCGCCUUGAAUAAAACAGUUUUUCCCUCAGUGUCUCUCCUCCAGAAGACUCCCUCCUCUCCAGUCAGCUGCCACGCUACAGGUUUCUAUCCUGACAAAGCCAUGAUGUUCUGGAGGAAAGAUGGAGUGGAGAUCCAUGAAGGUGUGGAUCCUGGAGAGAUCCUUCCCAACAAUGAUGGGACCUUCCAGAUGAGUAUGAGUGUUGAUCUGAAUGUUUCAUCAGUCACAACAGAAGACUGGAGCAGAUACGACUGUGUGUUUCAGCUCUCUGAUGGUGAAGACAACAUCAUCACUAGCCUGAAUAAAACAAUGAUCAGAACCAACUGGGUUGAAAACAUUACAAAAGAGAGGUCCUUGCACAUGAUGAUUGUUGCUGCUGUGGUUGUUUCUGUUGUUUUCGUCAUCAUUGGACUUUAUGUUUUCAAAAAGAAGAGAGAAAGAAAAAGUGAACAAAGUAAGUAA
This is a messenger RNA of Neolamprologus brichardi, 972 nucleotides long. Lineage: Eukaryota; Metazoa; Chordata; Actinopteri; Cichliformes; Cichlidae. The record is from RefSeq and is a predicted model, not a curated record.